AGGAUUCCGGAUGGGAGCGGCGCAAUGGACGUGCAAGUAGCACCCCUGAGAUCCUGGGACGAUUUUAUUCCAGGCCACGACCGCUUUGCCUUGCCGGAUUUUAAAGACAUUUCCAAAUGGAACAACAGGGUGGUCAGCAAUUUGCUCUAUUACCAGACCAACUACCUAGUGGUGGCUACCGCGGUGAUCUCCAUAGUGGGAUUUCUGAAUCCACUGAGCAUGCUUCUUGGUGCUGCUGUGGUGAUCCUGGUAUUCACAGCAUUUGUCUGGGCAUCCCACAACAAAGACUUCGUUCGCAAGUUUAAGAAGCACUAUCCUGCUGCGUUUGUCAUCACCAUUGUAUUGUUGAGCUACUUUGUGAUAUCCUUUUUUGGAGGUGUCAUGGUGUUCAUGUUUGGAAUCACAUUUCCUCUGUUCUUGAUGUUUGUUCAUGCUUCCUUGAGGCUUCGGAACAUAAAGAACAAAUUUGAGAACAAGAUGGAAGGCGUAGGCUUAAAGAAGACUCCUAUGGGCAUCAUCCUGGAUCUCCUAGAACAGCAAGAAGAAGGCAUCACCAAACUGGCUGAUUACCUGGCUAAAGCAAAGGAAUAAAUAUGCAUGCUGCCCAUUGUUUUUAGUUGGAGGUAUUAGUUGGCCUUGUCCAGCAUAACUUUUCAGUCUGUGGAUAUACACAAUACACAGACUGCAAAGUUGAAGUGCGGCAAAAUAUCGCAAGUUCUUCAAGGCUUAUCUAGCCAGUGUGGAGGGAUGAUAGUAACUGUUCUGUAACAUACUAAGAUGUCUGACACACAAAUGCAUCUGAUAGUUCAUAGCACUCGCUUGGUUUCAGAGGCAAAAGUUCUCCCAAACUAUUUGACUCUAUGUUAGUGCUUUUCAAAUAUGUACUUUGAGGCAGUGCCCUACAUGUAAGCAAUCCCUUUUACCUCCUAUCUAACCAAGGUAAUAAUACACAAAAACAAAACUAAUAUUAACUAGGGCUAAAGAAUGUCCAUUUUGCAGUAUUUUGGAGUUUAUUUUAAUGUACCCCUUGGCUACUCUGUUUUCAAAUGGAAAAAUAGAGAACUCCAAUUUAGUCACAUGUAAAAUUUCUGACAAAUCUGGAUCUUUUCCUGAUUACAAACUGGAACCUUUUCCUGCACUAGAAUUGCAAGUCUGCAUAGAUAACAUCUCAUAAACAAACAUUCCUUCAGUGUACCUAUGCAGAAUUACAGUAUUCAGGGGGCAGAUAGUAUAACAAGAUGGACAUGAUUUUCUGUGCAUGCCAUAUUCAACUGUUCCUUGUGCUUUAAUAUAUAUAGUAUUUGCUAUUAAAUAGAAUUAUGGGUCUUAAAGAGUCUUUCGUUAACAUGGAUAUAUAUUUAAAACAAACAAACGAAUGGAAAAACGGUUCUCAUUUUUUGGCAAGUGGGGGGGGGGGGCUAUCCAGGCUUUAUUUUCUUCUAGCAAAGGGAUGAAACCAUUCCAGGAAACACCAUAUUUCAAGCACUAUGAGUCUUUGCCUGAAUGCGUACUGAAUAUGACUUCAGUGUGAACCAACUUUACAGAAGAAAAAUGUUCAAGUCAUCGUUGCAUAUCAUUCACUCCUGUCUUUCCUUUGAUUUGAUGUAUUUAUGAGCAAAGAUGUAGACUCUUAUUUAUGCAGCAAUUACCUAUAGAAGGAAAACUCCUUGCGUGAUUUUUAGGACUGGUGUUAGCAUUGUUACCAUUCUCCUCCAUUCCUUCCCUUUUGAGUUGACAGUUGUAACACCACAUUCUAUAUACAAGUUGUAAAAUGACCCGUAUUUUCUUGGAAGUAUGUCUCUACCUAUGCAUUCCAGGAUUAAAGACAAGUAACCUGGUCUUGAUUUCUGUGUUUUA
Elgaria multicarinata webbii is the source of this 1857-nucleotide messenger RNA. RefSeq names its product ADP ribosylation factor like GTPase 6 interacting protein 5 (gene ARL6IP5). Lineage: Eukaryota; Metazoa; Chordata; Lepidosauria; Squamata; Anguidae. Gene Ontology annotation, cellular component: membrane. Bases 25 to 591 code for a protein of 188 amino acids. Gene Ontology annotation, biological process: negative regulation of transport. The record is from RefSeq and is a predicted model, not a curated record. The transcript has 3 exons.